CUCCUUCUCUCUCUCUCUCCAUGCCGACCAAAAUGGGAACAUGCUGCAAGGAGAAAGGGGUGUUGGUGAGCGUGUACGUGGAGAAACCGAAGAGGAGGACGUUCUCAAAUCACCGUCACCAUCACCAUCACCACCAUCACAAUAACCAUCAUCAUAUUCAUCACACCAUCAAGAGAGAGGUUGUUCAUUACAGGCGUGGUGCUGAUGGAAGAGGGUACAUUAGUAGGAGAGCUGAGCUCCUUCAGUACUCUCAACACCUUCGGCAAUCUGCUAGAUCAGCACCAGCUGCUUCCACAGCCUUAAAUCCAAGGCCUAACCAUACCAAUAGUCAACAAUCUCAUGCCCAGAUUGUUGCUGUCCGAAGAAAGCCAAAUAAGAUUUCGAAAGCACCAAUCUGCUUUGGCAACUGGAAAAUCCCGGGCAUGUUUGGAUUUUUUACAAGUUCACAAGCUAAGAAAGACAGGAAGACAAGAACAAAGCGUACUGGCUCUACCACCAGCAACAAAAUAAAAGCUGUUAUAAAAAGCUUGAAGGUGCAAAAGCAACGGGGAGUCUUUUCCAAGAUGUUCUCAUCUACAAAGCGAAAGUGAAACUUUAAGUUAACAACCUAUGUAAUUUUUUUUUACAAAGACCAUUUUUUCUUGUAAACAAGCCAGUGAAUCGGCUUUUUGGCUCAUC
Molecule: messenger RNA, 678 nt
Organism: Prunus persica (peach)
Lineage: Eukaryota; Viridiplantae; Streptophyta; Magnoliopsida; Rosales; Rosaceae
Product: homeobox protein MOX-2
Exons: 4
Coding region: 21-590 (189 amino acids)
Source: RefSeq, a predicted model, not a curated record